Molecule: messenger RNA, 1548 nt
Organism: Musca vetustissima
Lineage: Eukaryota; Metazoa; Arthropoda; Insecta; Diptera; Muscidae
Exons: 6
Coding region: 1-1548 (515 amino acids)
Source: RefSeq, a predicted model, not a curated record
AUGUCUUCAAAAUCCUCUUGGCUGAGACCAUCAAGAGCCUAUCAACGUCAAAUGGGUGCAAGUGACCAAUUGCCAUUUCUGGCAAGGUCACGAUUUAGUGCUUUGCCACAUUUCCGCCCCAACAAAGGUCAUGAGGGCGAUGAAAAUCUCUCGCUCUUCAUAGCCAUACUCUAUGUGGUGGAUAUGUUUGGAGUAUUCCCAUUUGUCACCCUGCCAGCAUUGUUGGUGGAAUUGGGAUUUUUCGGGAUACCAUUGGUCAUAUCAGUGGUGGUAUUACAAAUUUAUACCUCGUUUUUGUUAAGUGAAUGUUGGACCAUGGCCGAGGGUUUGGAUUCAUCGAUUGUGCACAAAAGCAGGUACCCCUAUGCUGCCAUUGCCAAUUUGGCCUAUGGACGUUAUUGUGGAUUUUUUGUCACGAUUCUCUUGGACUUGAGUAUUUUUGCUGCCGGUAUUCCGAAUAUUGUCAUGGCUGCCCAGAAUUUGGAAUUGGUGGGUGAUCGCAUAACCGAUGGUGAAUUUCGUUUUUCAUUUUGUUAUUGGACGAUAAUUGUGGGUGUUUUCAUCAGUCCAUUGGUUUGGUUGGGUAGCCCAAAGCAUAUGAGGGGCUUGGCCAUCUUAUCUGUCUGUGUUAUGAUUGUUAUUGUCACGCUUAUGUGGUUCUGCCUGUUCUCGGCCUCACCAAUUGGUAAACCCUUUGAAGGUGUUAGUUUGGAAUUACCACCUUUCUUAACCAUUCUAAGUGGUUACAGUAUUUUGGCAUUCCAGUUCGAUAUCCAUCCGAUGCUGUUGACUCUGCAGAUUGAUAUGCAACAGAAAAAUCAAGUCGCCUGGGCUGCAUUCAGUGGAAUAUCUAUCACCUGUUCCAUGGCGAUAAUUGGAUCUGUCAUUGCUGCGUACAAAUUUGGAACCAUGAUUGCGGAAAAUCUCCUGGAAACAUUGCCGAGCAGUGUGCCACUAUAUAUUCUACUUGUGCUGAUGGCUUUGCAGUUGUGUUUUUCCACAACGGCCGCCAGUGCGGCUUUGUUUUUGCAAUUGGAGAAUUUUUUCAAAAUCUCAGAAAAUUUCUCUUUGAAACGCGUGGCGAUACGCACCUCUGUUGUGGCAUUGCAAGUAAUUAUUUCUGAAUUUUUACCCAGUUUUGAUGCUCUAAUGGAUAUUGUGGGUGGUACCAUAACGGGACCAUUGGUCUUUAUUCUACCACCGUUGCUCUACAGACGUAUGGUUCAAUUGGAACGUUGUCAUCAACGGAUAGCCACAGAAGCUGCAUAUGGUAGCCUACCGUUAGAUUUAAAUUAUGAACCUAUGGAUGGUCCACCACCACAUUUUGAUCGUAGUGCACGCCGAACCUGGGCGGCAAUGUUGGAGAUUUGUUGGUUGCGAACCGUGUACACAUUUAAUCGUUUGCAGUGUGACUUAUCGUUGUCGAUGGCAGUGUUGAUUUUCGGUAUAUUGGCGACAUUCUUUUCAACCUACUUGAAUUUAUUCGAAUUGAAUCAGUUGUUUACAAAUAAUUCUCCAUGUUUUGGGAAUAUUACGAAAAGGCAUUAA